Molecule: messenger RNA, 465 nt
Organism: Mytilinidion resinicola
Lineage: Eukaryota; Fungi; Ascomycota; Dothideomycetes; Mytilinidiales; Mytilinidiaceae
Product: ubiquitin-conjugating enzyme
Exons: 1
Molecular function (GO): ubiquitin conjugating enzyme activity
Source: RefSeq, a predicted model, not a curated record
AUCAAAAGCAUCAUCACCGACAUCACGACCCUCAAAACCAGCCUGCCCCCGGGCAUCUUCGUGCGCCACGGCUGCUCGCGCCUCGACGUGCUCAAAUUCCUCAUCGUCGGCCCGCGCGACACGCCCUACGAGCUGGGCCUCUUCGAAUUCGACAUGCUGCUGCCGGAGAACUACCCCAACACGAACCCGCUCGUCAACUUCCGCACGACCGGCGGCGGCACCGCCUCCUUCAACCCAAACCUGUACCCGGACGGCAAGGUCUGCCUCUCCCUGCUCGGCACCUUCGCCGGCGAGCCCUGGAACCCGCGCGAGUCCACCCUGCUGCAGGUCCUGAUCAGCAUCCAGGCCAUGGUCUUCUGCGAGCAGCCCUUCUGCAACGAGCCCGCCCACGCCGCCGCCGCGGGGUCCCUGCAGAGCGCCGCGUACAAUGCUAGCUUGCACGCGCUGACGCUGCAGUUCGGCGUC